UUUCUUCCCCAAGAUGGUUUAAAUAUAAUCUGGGUCCCCAUCUGUCUUUACACUGUCACUCAAUAAUCUGAUGGUCUUUUCACAGCUCCCAGACCCAUGAAAAUCUCCAACACCCUCAACACCUCCAGGACCAUCGCUGGCUUCAUCCUCCUGGGCUUCCCUUGCCCCAGGGAAGGGCAGAUCCUCCUCUUUCUGCUCUUCUCUGUUGUCUACCUCCUGACCCUCAUGGGCAAUGGGUCUAUCAUCUGUGCUGUGUACUGGGAUCAGAGACUCCACACUCCCAUGUACAUCCUCCUCGCCAACUUCUCCUUCCUAGAGAUCUGGUAUGUCACCUCCACUGUCCCCAACAUGUUGGCCAACUUCCUCUCUGACACCAAGGUCAUCUUCUCUGGGUGCUUUCUCCAGUUCUACUUUUUCUUCUCCUUGGGUUCUACGGAAUGCUUUUUCUUGGCUAUUAUGGCAUUUGAUCGGUACCUUGCCAUCUGCCGGCCUCUACGUUAUCCAACCACUAUGACAGGAUGUCUCUGCACCAAUCUUGUGGUCAGUUGUUGGGUACUUGGUUUCUUCUGGUACUUGAUUCCCAUCAUCGUCAUUUCCCAAAUGUCCUUCUGUGGAUCCAGGAUCAUUGACCACUUCCUGUGUGAUCCAGGUCCUCUUCAAGCACUCACUUGCAAAAAAACUGUGGUAGAGCUUGUCUUCUCCACUUUAAGUCUUCUGCCCCUUGUCAUUCUCUUUCUCUUCUUCACGGGAUCCUAUACUUUGAUCUUAAGAGCAGUAUUGCAAGUCCCUUCAGCAGCUGGGAAAAGAAAGGCCUUCUCCACCUGUGGGUCUCAUCUGGCUGUGGUUUCACUGUUCUAUGGCUCAGUGCUGAUCAUGUAUGGGAACCUAACAUCUGAGCAUAAAGCUGAAACACAGAAGAUUGUGACUCUUUUUUAUUCUGUCGUGACUCCACUCCUUAAUCCUGUGAUAUAUAGUCUUAGGAACAAAGAUAUGAAAAAUGCCUUACAUAAACUUCUGGGAAUAUAA
Molecule: messenger RNA, 1026 nt
Organism: Neomonachus schauinslandi (Hawaiian monk seal)
Lineage: Eukaryota; Metazoa; Chordata; Mammalia; Carnivora; Phocidae
Product: olfactory receptor 11G2-like
Exons: 1
Coding region: 97-1026 (309 amino acids)
Biological process (GO): G protein-coupled receptor signaling pathway
Cellular component (GO): membrane
Molecular function (GO): G protein-coupled receptor activity; olfactory receptor activity
Source: RefSeq, a predicted model, not a curated record